Solea senegalensis (Senegalese sole) is the source of this 1265-nucleotide messenger RNA. RefSeq names its product radial spoke head 1 homolog. The transcript is spliced from 7 exons. Bases 228 to 854 code for a protein of 208 amino acids. NCBI's taxonomy places the organism in Eukaryota, Metazoa, Chordata, Actinopteri, Pleuronectiformes, Soleidae. The record is from RefSeq and is a predicted model, not a curated record. Gene Ontology annotation, biological process: spermatid development; axoneme assembly. Gene Ontology annotation, cellular component: nucleus; motile cilium.
ACUUUUACUGUUGGCUGCGGCCACAGCAGUGAGCUAACCUAGCGCUGGGACUCGUUAGUACCUUGAAAGAACAUUAUUUCACGUUCAUAACCAUGAAAACGGAACGCCUUUGAAUUAUCAACUUCAAAGUCAUGGACCGACUUUGACCACAACAACGGAAGAAGACAAAGAAGACAUAUCUGAAGGACAACGAGAGGAGGCAAAAAGAAGAAGAACCACACAGAACCAUGUCCGACACGGGGUCUGAUGACCUUGAAAAUGAACGCAAUAAACUUGGGGAGUACGAAGGCGACAGAAAUGCAGAAGGAGAGAGACACGGAGUCGGCAGAGCUGUCCUGCCCAACGGGGACAUCUACCAGGGACAUUAUGAGAACGGAAUGAGACAUGGAUCGGGGACAUAUUACUUUAAGAAUGGGGCCAGAUAUGUGGGAGACUAUUAUCAGAACAUGAAACAUGGACAAGGAUUGUUCUACUAUCCAGAUGGAUCCAAAUAUGAAGGAUCAUGGGAUAAGGAUGUGAGAAAGGGUCACGGUGUCUACACGUACCCCAACGGAGACAUGUAUGAUGGAGAGUGGUUGCAUCACUUGAGACACGGUCAGGGCUUGUACCACUUCCAUGAAACUGGCUCCAAGUACAAGGGCUCAUGGGUGAACGGCAACAUGGAGUCAGGCGGCGAAUACAUCCACUGUAACCACAGAUACAAGGGAAUAUUUGCCAACAAUAAGCCCCUUGGACCCGGGAAGUACGUGUUUGACAACGGAUGUGAGCAGGGGGGUGAAUUCCAGCAAACAGAGCCGGAUGAAUCUGACGGCGACGCUGGAGUCCUCAAGUGGAUUCCCAACUGUAUGAAGUGAAUCUCACAGAGAGACUUCAGGUGGAGCCAGCUGUGGAAGAGUCCACUUAUCUGAUCGACCAAUUACUUUUUACAUUUGGCCUUUGUUUUAAGACUAAAAUAAAGAUACACAAUAUCUUUUGUAGGUUUUUGACAUGAGCAGUGCUCAGUAGUACUCAGUACUUUACCAAAAACAAGGACAUUUGGUGUUAAGAUGCUUAUAGAACAGAACAGAAUAGAUGCUGUGGAAGUGUAGGAAAGCCUAGCAGUGCCCCCUAAUGGACAGAAUAGGUAAGACAGCAGGAGUACCGACUGGUGACUCUGCUGCUUUCUGUCCAGAUGAUGUUGUUGUUGAAUCUUACUUUUUCACAUAACUGUGAGACAGGAGUGAUGUGCAGUCCUGUUUGUUUUGCUGCAUAUGGAGCAAAUUGUA